Messenger RNA from Chara braunii, 1580 nucleotides. The record is from the annotation of a GenBank genome assembly. NCBI's taxonomy places the organism in Eukaryota, Viridiplantae, Streptophyta, Charophyceae, Charales, Characeae.
CUUCGACACUUGCUACUGGCUACAUGGCUUCCAAUCUGCAGGCGUCUACCAUCGUUCGGACUUGCUAUAACUGUGGAGAUCCAGGGCAUUUCUCUCGUUGGUGUCCUCAUCGAAAUGGAGGACAGACCUUUGGCUCCCAACCUCUCCUUACUCUUCCUUCUAACUCCUCCGUUUCUCUUCCGUCUUCCUCCUCUUCCGGUCUUGGUUUGUCUGGGCAGUUUCGCAACAAUGGCUGGUACGAGGCCAAACAGCGGUUGAUUUUGCUAGAGGACACUGUAGCUGAAAUCAAGUCACGACAUGAUGCUGAGGUGGAAAAAGAGAAGAACCUUAAGGAGGAAGAGGAUAGGAAGAAGAGGACUGUUGAAGAUAAUGAACGAAGAGAGAAAGAUCGUAAGGAACGAGAAGAUAUGCAUAAGCGGAUGAUGAAUGAUAUGAAUGAGAAGUGGGAGAAGAUGUGUGGGAGGAUGACAGAUAAGAAGGAUGAUUCUAAGGGGCUAUCUGAGAUGGAACAGUUGCGGAGAGAGAUCGAAGGGCUUAAAGGUCAGAUGGUUGGACCUGCAGCUUCUACGUCAACUCAACGAGCCACGGCCGAAGGUGAUGAAGUAGUAAGGCAGCUGCUAAAAGAACAAGAGAACAUGAAAGCAAGGUUGGAGAAGUCUUUGGCUUCGCAGAAACGAUUGGAGAGUUUGGAAGCUGAUAUGGCCUUGAUGCGCACCAUGCGGGAUGAAGCUCUCCAGGAGGUCGAGACUUGGAAGAACGAAGCGCUGCGUCCAGGCAACAAACGUGGCUGCGCAGCGGUUACUCCUUCACCGGUCACUCGCACUCAAUCCAAGACUAACACAGAGUUUGUCGGGAUGGUACAUCGUCAUUCCUUGGAGGUCGAAAAAUUGAAGGAGCUACGCGUCCUUGACUUCAACGCCAGGAGGGAGAAAGAACAGGAGAACGAAAAACUGAAGAUUGCUAUGGAUGGAGCACGGAAGGCGACAAUGGAACGAGAACAAGAAAACGAACGACUCAAAGUUGCGAUUGCUGAUUUGGAAGCCACGCAACGUGAACCCUGUACCAAUCUCCGAUGGAGAAUGAAUGAGAUGGCCUCUCGAUCUACAGGCCUGACGAAGAAAAAGACUGUUACCAAUCCUUUGACCGCACGUGCUCUGGAGAAGCAGCAGUUUGUCAAAGAUCAACGCAAGGACCUUGCUACAAGAAAAAUGAUGAGAUUACGAAGCUUUGUUUGAAAGAAGGUUUGAAGUAUGUUACGAUUAAGCAGUCGGUGGAAGACAUUAUCCAGGCUUGUGUUGCUAAAGUUUAUCCCGAUCCCGGUAAGGCUGAUUUGGAGGUAUCGGAGGAUUUUGCUGGACCCUCGAACAAGGGGCCGCCCGCAAACGCUGAGGAUGCUACUUCUUAGGAUCCUCCCCGAAUGCGGCUUUCCUUUGGUCGACUGUUGUUUCUUGCUCCCUUUUAAGAUCAGCUUCCUCUCACAAUCUCAGGCACAAAGGGAUAGGCGAGUUGUUUCAACUGAUUGUUUUAUUGCUUAUCUUGACAAGUUGUGUUCCAUGGGCUGAUAAAUUGACUGGACAUGU